GGAAAUUUGGAUUAACAGCAAACUGGGCCCAGAGAAGGAGGAGAAUAGGAGGAGGAAAGAAGACCUGGAUUACUUUGGAGAAAUGGACCUCAGCAGCCACUCAUUUCUGGCUCUUUCUGCUUAAGGAAUCUCCUGAUACAAAACCACUGAACUCUUUGUAUCCCAGCCCCAACCUCCUCCCAGAUAACCAUGGCAAUCCCCCCACCAUCAAAGAUUUCACUAUCGAACCCAGCCUCCAACAUGAGGAGGAUGCGGCGAAUCAUUGCAGAGGACCCAGAAUGGUCCCUGACCAUCAUACCCAGGCUCUCUGAACUCUGCUUGCAGUAUAUUGUCAGCAACUUUGAAAAAAAUCCUAUACUCACCCAGCUCAAUCCAGUCCAGCAGCGGAGGGUGCUGGACCGCCUCUCCACUGACCUGCCCCUGAAGGUGGUCGCCAACCUGAUUUCGGACGAGAGCUACUGGCGCCGCCGCUGCAACCAGCGCUGGACGGUGGGACACGUGGAGAAGUAUGGUAACAGCUGGAAACGAAUGUUCUUCGAGAGGCACCUGCAGGAGCUCUUGAAAUACUUCAUCCCGGGAACCACGGACCCCAACGUGAUUCUGGAGCUGGUGCCUCUGUGCCAGGACUACGUGGUCAGGCUCUGCGUGGACCAGUUCCUGCCCCCCGUGAAGCUGGAACAGCCGGUGCAGGAAAUGGAGCAGUCAGACUCAGCCAGCGAAACUGAGGUGGAGGAGUUCAGCAUGGAUCACUAUCAGCUGGGAGAGCUGGUGGCCGGGCUCCGGCGGCUGGAAGAGCUGGAUCUGGUAUUCGGAGUGAAGGACUGCGGCAUGAACUUCGAAUGGAACCUCUUUCUCUUCACCACCCGAGACUGCCUCUCCCUGGCUUCCACCAUUAAGGCUUGUCACACCCUCAAGGUCUUCAGAUUGACGCGGAGUAGGGUGGAUGAUGAGAAGGCUCGUAUCCUGAUUCGAAGCCUCGUGGACCAUCCAGCCCUUCUGGAGCUAGACCUUUCACACAACAAUAUUGGGGACCGAGGCGUGCGGGCUGCGGCUAAGCUGAUCAAUCACAGCCACCUGCAGAUCCUCAACCUGGCCAACAACAAAAUCAGAGCCUUAGGAGCCCAGGCACUGGCCCGUGCUCUGUCUUACAACACCACUCUCCUCUCCCUCAACCUUCGCCUUAAUUGCAUCGAGGAUGAGGGCGGGCAGGCCCUGGCCCACGCCCUGCAGAGCAACUCAACCCUCACCAACCUGCACCUGGGGGGCAAUGAGCUCUCUGAGCCCACAGCCACUCUGUUCUCCCAGGUGCUGUCUGUCAAUACCACCCUGACCUGCAUCAAUCUCUCCUGCAACCACAUUGGUCUGGAUGGUGGGAAGCAGCUCUUGGAGGGCAUGUCUGACAACAAGACCCUGAUGGAGUUUGACCUGAGGAUGUCUGAGAUUGGCCAGGAGAGUGAAUACCUCAUAGGUGGCCUCAAUGCCAACCGAGAGGCUGCCCGUCUUCGGACCUUGCAGCCUACCUGUUGUCAUAUAACAGUUAACCACAUGAAUAACGCUGCAGGUUGAGGGAAAGGUACCUGGCAUCUGAGGCGUCCACCUGCUUCUCAGUCCCCCCUCCCCCACUCACUGACCACCCCAUCCCCUUGCCCACUGACCAGCCUCAUCCCUAAGAUAGUCUUCUAAUAAAGCCCCUGAACUCCUGCUCCCAUCUUCAGCUCCCACUC
This is a messenger RNA of Phascolarctos cinereus (koala), 1724 nucleotides long. RefSeq names its product dynein regulatory complex subunit 5 (gene DRC5). The record is from RefSeq and is a predicted model, not a curated record. Gene Ontology annotation, biological process: microtubule-based movement. NCBI's taxonomy places the organism in Eukaryota, Metazoa, Chordata, Mammalia, Diprotodontia, Phascolarctidae. Gene Ontology annotation, molecular function: protein binding.